Molecule: messenger RNA, 1101 nt
Organism: Entamoeba invadens IP1
Lineage: Eukaryota; Evosea; Mastigamoebida; Endamoebidae
Exons: 1
Source: RefSeq, a predicted model, not a curated record
GAGGACUAUACCAACUUUAUUUUACCCGAUUUUUUAUCGGACGAAAUUCAAUCAAAUGUUUAUGUUAACAAGAGAGGAUUAUCCGAUAUAAAUCUGGCGAGCACAGUGACAACUAUUGAAUACAACGCGUUAUCAGGAUGUGACUUAAAACGACUUGAUUUGUCGCAUGUGAUAUCUUUUGGAACUCAACAUUUCAUGACUUGUCUCACUGCAAUAACAUUGAAUAGUAAUGUUAGAAUUAACAAUUUAUACGAAUACACCGGACUGAAGAAAAUCGAUGCCAUUAGCACUAAAGUAAUGAACGUGAAGGCUGCAUGUUGGAUGAAAGAAAUGUUAGAUGCGAAGAAUAUUGAAAUUAAUGAGUUUUGUUACACUCAACAAGACGUCGAUGUGUUCAAAGGAAUAAUUCCUUCAAAUAUUAAAAACCUUCGAACAAUUAUAUCAGACGCAAACUUUGAAAAUUACAAAUACAAAGAAAUGACAAUUCCAGAGGGAAUUACCGAAAUGUCGAUAAAUGCGUUCAAAAAGAAUGAAAAAUUAAGAAAACUUGUGUUUCCAGCAAGUUACACACAUAUUGUCGAUACUUUUAAACAUGCAACAAUUGAAGAACUUUGUAUUGUUCCAAAUACAAGUCUUAAAAUAAAACGAUGUGAAAAACUUACUUCAGUCACUUUUAUAGAUCAAAACAUAACAAACAAUUGUGUGCUGUACAAAUGUUUCAACAUAAAAAACAUCGAAUUUACAAAUAUUCCUUUAAAUUUUGUUUUUGAAGGAAGUGUUGAUUAUUACAUAUUCAAAGUAAUUAAAAAUAAAUACACGUUUAAAGGAGAUGUCGUGCUUUAUUGUAUCGAUAUGAAUUCAAUUGAUUGUAAUGGCGUUUUAAAAAUACCAGACGAAGUCACUGUAAUUGAUCAAAUCGCAUUUAAAUUAUUAAAUUUGAAGGAGGUUUUAAUGGGAGCGAAUGUAAAGUUAAUAAAGUCGUAUGCCUUUUCGUGUUGUCUACACUUAAAAUGCGUAAAAAACAUGAAUCAAUCAACUGUGGUUCAAAGAUAUGCUUUCUACAAAGUUAAUGACACUUUUAAUAUUGAAUAUAUCAAUUAA